CUCACCUCUCUCUCUCUCUCUCUCUCUCUGAGAAUUGUAACGGUGUCUGCCAUGGCUUCAAACAGAGCUCUGCUAUAUUCACUGCUGCUCAUAUCUCUCUUCCUCUCCUUCACAGAAGCUAGAGAAUUCUUGAUUGGAGGCAAGACCAAUGCUUGGAUAAUCCCAGCCUCAGACUCAGAAUCCCUUAACAAAUGGGCCGAAGGCUCACGUUUUCAAAUCGGAGACUCACUGGUUUGGAACUAUGAUCCAAGCAAGGACUCUGUGCUUCAGGUGAGCGAAAAAGACUACGAGAGUUGCAGUACUUCGAGUCCUAUAGCAAUAUACAAAGAUGGGAGCUCCAAGGUGAAGCUUGAUAGAUCAGGGCCAUUCUAUUUUAUCAGUGGAGUUGAAGGCCACUGCGAGAAGGGCCAAAAAUUGGCCACCGUAGUGUUGUCAGUGCGGCGUCGAUUCUCCGAUGUAUCACCAGCACCUUCUCCGGUGGAAUCAGAAGGCCCUGCGGUGGCUCCAACAAGUGAUGGUACGAGGCUGAGGGGUGGUUUGGGGGUUUUGGGGGUUCUGGGAAUGUUGGUGGUGUUUUGAGGAGGAAAUGAUGGUACAUGUUUGUAGUAGCUGUUAUUGUAAUCAGUGAUUCAGUGGGAUUCAUUCAAUUCGUUGGAAGUAAAGUGAUUUACAGAAGGAACCAUUUGUUUUGUUAUUUCUAUGAUUUUUGUAAUAUUCUUUUGAGGUUACAAUAAUAAAUUGAGAUUUUAAUG
Molecule: messenger RNA, 752 nt
Organism: Juglans microcarpa x Juglans regia
Lineage: Eukaryota; Viridiplantae; Streptophyta; Magnoliopsida; Fagales; Juglandaceae
Product: early nodulin-like protein 1
Exons: 2
Coding region: 52-579 (175 amino acids)
Cellular component (GO): plasma membrane
Molecular function (GO): electron transfer activity
Source: RefSeq, a predicted model, not a curated record